AUAGAAGAGGAUGCGCAUUUGCAAUCAAAAAAAAGAUUUUCAUCAUGAGUGAAUGUAUUCAUUAUAAGACAUCAAAAACUAUGGAAAAAAAAUCAAAUUCUUCAAAUGAUCGUCAAUCCUCUGAAUCAUCCUUGGAAUUGGCCGUAAUUCCGCCACGACCUCUCCCAAGGAUGAAAAGAAAUGCCGUAUCCGUAAUCCACAGAGAUUAUGAUCUCUUUUCUUUUGAUAAGAAAAAGAAUCAAAAAGAUCGAAUCAUAUUCUCAUUAUUAGGAGCAUUAGUUUUGAUUUUAUUGCUAUUCAUAAUUCAUUCAUUCAUACUCAAGCCAUUGAUUAUAUCUACAAACUCCGUGCCUGAUCGAUUUUCAGAUGAUUCCUGGAUUCACAUGGAUCAAAUUAUCAGAACAAGUGUCGAAUACAUUCGUCAUAAAGCUAAUACUUCAGAUGAUGAUGAACAUCUUAUUUUAAUGAGUUCCGAUCUUAAAUGGUUAAAACAUUUACAGUUAAAUUCCUUAAAUAUUUCAAAUUGUUAUCAACAAGAUGAUUCAUCAUUAUUUUAUCAUUAUUGUGUUGAUGAAUCUCAAUAUCCAAUUUUAUAUGAUGAAGAUUGUUGGCCACAUUCUAUUGAUCUGUAUCAACAAUUCAUAAUGAUUAAAAAUCAAACAAAUGUGACCUUAUCGGAUACAUCUAUUAUUGAUGGAUUUGUUCGGAUAUACCACCGUUUUUUGAAUAACAGUGAUGGACUAAAAUCGAUAAGAAAUAAACAAAUAUCAUUAGCAUUCUUGUAUGCGAAAAAAAUUGGACGUGAUUGCGAACAUCCAGAAGUAUGGCAGCAAAAUUUCAAUCUUUCAUUACCAUCCGGUCGAAAUGAGAAAGAGCUAUGGGAACUAUAUUGUUUACGGGGCAUUCGAUAUCCUAAUAUAGUAAGCAUCAAUAGUGGUAAAUAUUAUGUGCCUGAAUAUUAUCGGCAAUUGAUUGAGCGGGAUUCAGACGGGAAACGAUCACUGGAUUCGGAUGAGAGAUGGAUGUAUCAAUGGAUGACCGAAAAAUUCAUUCCACUUUAUCAAACAAAUUCGGUAUUACAAGAACGAUUUGAAAAUGAAUUGAAAAAUUCGAGAAUUUUUGCAAAGAAUAAUGGAUUAGAAUGUUGAAAAUGUAAUUUGUAUUAUUUAUUAAAAUGUAUUGUUUAAUUAA
This is a messenger RNA of Dermatophagoides pteronyssinus (European house dust mite), 1191 nucleotides long. RefSeq lists its product as uncharacterized. NCBI's taxonomy places the organism in Eukaryota, Metazoa, Arthropoda, Arachnida, Sarcoptiformes, Pyroglyphidae. The record is from RefSeq and is a predicted model, not a curated record.